AUGGAGAUGCGCGUAGCACGUAGCUCCGUGGCGCCCGCCGCCCGCCGCCUGCCGCCCGCCGCUCGCUACGACCGCCGCGGCGACGUCACGCGUGCGCCCCGGUCCGGCCGGCGCGCCGUCCCGCCGCCGCGCCGGCCGGCACUCGCCGACAGUGUGUCGUGGUGGUCGGCCGCCCCCAGAUCGGCAGUGUCGGACAUGCGGUUCGCGCGCCCGCUGCUGUGUCUGCUGCUAUGCUCCCGUGCACAGUGGUGCCGGGGAGCGCAAAUCCAGCGACUGUCGGUGCCAGCGGCGGCGGCGGCGGGGUCGCCGGUGCUGCUGGACUGCGAGUACGUCGUCCCCGAGCCGCGCGGGCUGGUGGUGCAGUGGCUGUUCAACGGCGCCGCCGGCCUCGUGUACCAGUGGAUCCCGCCGCUGCGGCCACAGGCAGUGGGGCUGCUGAAGGGCCGCGUGGACCUAAACCACACGGCGUCCGCAGACCCACUGCAGCGCCACCGCGCCGUGCUCGUGCGCCGUGCCGCGCCCGAGCUCAGCGGCCGCUACACCUGCGUCGUCUCCACCCACACCGCCGAGGACCGCCAGACCAGGCCCAUGCUCGUCUACAGCGUCCCGCGCAACUUCCAGUUCUACCAGGAGCGGGGUAACGGCUCGGCGACGCUGGUGUGCUCGGCCGAAGACAUGUACCCGCGCCCGGAGCUCACCAUCCUCACCGAGGAAGAUGCGGUAGUGGCAGCGAAGCUAGAAGUGACGAUGGACUCGUACGGUCAGUACAGCGCCGUAUCCCGCGCCGCGCUGCCCGCCGCGGCGCACGCGCAGACCUUCGUGUGUAGCAUCACGCUGCCUUACGCCAACUAUACCGUCACCAGGACCACCACAUACUAUCCAGGUCGUGCGGUGGACGACUACGGCGACGUCCAGCAGCCGCAGGAGCGACAGGCCAGCGGUACAACACGUGCUAGUUUAAGAACAUCAGUUACCUCACUUUUCGGUAUGGUUAUGAUACUUAGCAAAUAA
This is a messenger RNA of Aricia agestis (brown argus), 1011 nucleotides long. RefSeq lists its product as uncharacterized. Lineage: Eukaryota; Metazoa; Arthropoda; Insecta; Lepidoptera; Lycaenidae. The record is from RefSeq and is a predicted model, not a curated record. Bases 1 to 1011 code for a protein of 336 amino acids. The transcript is spliced from 8 exons.